Molecule: messenger RNA, 2192 nt
Organism: Phascolarctos cinereus (koala)
Lineage: Eukaryota; Metazoa; Chordata; Mammalia; Diprotodontia; Phascolarctidae
Gene: GJD2
Product: gap junction protein delta 2
Biological process (GO): cell-cell signaling
Cellular component (GO): connexin complex
Molecular function (GO): gap junction channel activity
Source: RefSeq, a predicted model, not a curated record
CGCUCUGUGCACUCAGGGUCGCGAUCCCGGCCCGGCCUCCGAGGCGGGAAGUAAGGCAACAGCCAACACUCUUUGAGGCUGCAAGAAGAGGGGCGGGCUGCCCUGGGACAGAGACAAGGCAGGGACGUUGGCUCCCCACCAACCCACCCGACUGGGAAACAGGAGCAAGAGAUCUCUUUCCAGCUAGCAGCAGCCUAGUGACCAGUACCUUCUCCCAGUCGCCCCCACCCCCUGCCUGGACAGAAGCCACACAGGGAAUCUUCCCCAGGCUGGACAGCAAUUGACCGGUUGGUGCCCUAGUCCCUGGACAGCACCAGCUGCUAUCCCAAGUCUCUGGACUUGCUUGGAUUUCCCCCCCCUCUUUUAAGUGGAAAAAAAAAAGAAAAAAGGGAGGGAGGGGGAAGAGUAGUGGAUUAGGUUUAUUUUGCUUUUAUUUUUGGUCUUUAGCCCCCUGUUGUGGGGUGGUGACUGGGGAGGGGGCCAGGAGCAGGGACGUGCCUAGCGCUGCCCGGUCUUUGUCUGCUGCCUCCGAAUGCACAGCGAUGGGGGAAUGGACCAUCUUAGAGAGGCUGCUGGAAGCCGCCGUACAGCAACAUUCCACUAUGAUUGGGAGGAUCCUGCUGACAGUGGUGGUGAUCUUCCGGAUCCUCAUAGUGGCCAUAGUGGGUGAGACAGUAUAUGAUGAUGAGCAGACCAUGUUUGUAUGCAAUACCCUGCAGCCAGGCUGCAACCAAGCCUGCUAUGACAGAGCCUUCCCCAUCUCUCAUAUCCGCUACUGGGUCUUCCAGAUCAUCAUGGUGUGCACCCCUAGCCUCUGCUUCAUCACCUACUCGGUGCACCAGUCUGCCAAACAGAGGGAACGCCGUUACUCUACUGUCUUCCUCGCCCUGGACAGGGACCCUCCUGAGUCCAUCGGGGGUCCUGGAGGAGCUGGGGGUGGGGGCAGCGGUGGGGGCAAGCGGGAAGACAAUAAGAAGCUGCAAAAUGCCAUUGUGAAUGGAGUACUACAGAAUACCGAGAAUACUAGCAAGGAGAAUGAGCCAGACUGUCUAGAGGUUAAAGAAUUGGCCCCACAUCCAUCAGGGCUGCGCACAGCAGCACGCUCCAAGCUCCGUCGGCAAGAGGGCAUCUCUCGCUUCUACAUCAUCCAGGUGGUUUUCCGUAAUGCCCUAGAAAUUGGGUUCCUGGUAGGCCAAUACUUCCUUUAUGGCUUCAGUGUCCCUGGACUGUAUGAGUGUGACCGCUACCCCUGUAUCAAGGAGGUAGAAUGCUAUGUUUCCCGGCCCACAGAGAAGACAGUCUUUCUUGUAUUCAUGUUUGCUGUGAGUGGCAUCUGUGUUGUCCUCAAUCUGGCUGAACUCAACCACCUAGGCUGGCGCAAGAUUAAGCUGGCUGUUCGUGGUGCACAGGCCAAGAGAAAGUCAGUCUAUGAGAUCCGCAACAAGGACCUGCCUCGGGUCAGUGUUCCCAAUUUUGGCAGGACUCAGUCAAGUGACUCUGCUUAUGUGUGAAAGGAUAGAUGGGGGGGGGGGAGGACUUGGAGAGAUAGCAAGUAGCUUCACUCUCUCCAUCCGAACGUAGGGUAGGGCUGGUUCCAGAGAAACUUUUAAACAAUGGCCUCAAGAAGGGGAGAAGAAAAAAGAAGCCCAAUCCAGUAGAAACACAGGCAAAUGACACACCAUUGACUCUAUAGAGUCAAUUGAGUAAAGAAAUGGCUUCUUGUGUAAAUGGGCCCUCUUUACCUCAUGGGUUGGCAUGACCUGACUAGUAAUGGACACAAAAGGUUACUAGUUAGGACCACAUUGAGCUUUGGCUGGGCCCAGGACAUUGGUGAAUGGUGGGAGUGAAACACUUCCUUGGCAUUAAAAUUGUGAUCAACCUCCUCAUUUUAUCCCCUCUUCCUGGAACAUAGGACAGGCAUCUCUGAAGUGCUCCUCUUCUUCUCCACCAGCAAGCCCCUCCCCAACACCCUGGGACAGUUUGCCAGCUUUUUCUAUGUAUGACCUUACAGCAUACCUACUAUGGCUUUCUUACGAAUCAACCAGAGGGAAUUGUUUGGGGUGCGCUGUUAGGACUGGCUAUUGAAGAGGUUUGCAUUUGAGCCCAGAUUGAAUGGUCCCUACUUAUGAUGAAAAUCUGUAGAAUGUCUCAGAUCUCCAAUUUUCUAACUCAAACUGCACUGGUGCUGUUUA